CUGAAUUUAUCUUUAAUAUGUCCGGAAUUGGAAAUGGCAGUUACCGAUUGGACGUUGGGUCAGGAGUGGUAUACGAUGUCUAUAAAGAUCCGGGACAAAUAAAACAUACAUACACCUCAAGUGGCUAUUUCGUAGCAGAGUUGGUAUCUUACAACGAAACCUUUAAAGAAAUCAUGUAUCUACAACAGGUUAUUGUAGCAGAUUACAAUAUGACUGGACUUAGCUUUAUUAUUCCGGAUAAAAUAGACCUUCCACCAGGAAAUAUGACAGUUAAUGUCAUAAGCGACUCAAGUUAUCCAAUGGUGACGUGUAUAUAUGACAUGGGCGAUUUGAUAAAUAGAAGAAUUUAUAACCUGACCGCCAAUAUAACUAGAGAGGAACCGUUACAAUUACAUUUCACUUACCUUACUCUUGGUAAUCAUACUGUUACAGUAAAAUGUAACAAUAACUACGAUACCCAGAUACGUAAACACAUAAUCAAUGUUUGGAAUGAAUGUUUUACAGUGAAUGGAAUAUUUGAUCGCCAGUACUCAAAUACAUCCAAUCCUAUGAGGGUAUUUACGUCAACAGAUUUUGAUCUUGCUAGUAGAAUGGCUGUGUAUUGUUCUGACCAAAGUGUAAUAUUCCAAUGGAAAUUAUUUACAGUUGUAAAUGAAAUGGAAGAUGUCCCUGUUUUUGAGCAUUUUCCCUACACACCUGUAGGCAAUCCACGUGGGAGCAUUCGUUUUGCAAGAGGUACAGUUCCUGCAAACUUGUAUAGAGUCACACUAAACGUGACCUUGCAAAACACAUGGGUUUAUGAACCAACAUAUUUAAUGUUUAUUAAGUCUCCUCCUUUUGCAUAUAUAGAGGGUGGAUUUGAAAGAAAUGUCCAAGUUCUUUUGAAGAAUAUUACAUUGAAUGCUCUUAAUGUUUCGUAUGAUCCUGAGCUGGGAAGUGGUGGAAAUCAAGAAUUGGAAUUUGAUUGGACAUGUAAAAGGACAAAUGUAACAUCGUUAGAUGCACUUGAUGUCAAAUAUACCAGUAAUCCGUCGUCAUUUGAAGACUGUUCGGAACUUCUUACUGUCAAAUCUCGUGGUAUAACGGUACUAAUAUUACCAGACAAGAUGAACCAAGGAUAUGCUAUAAAAGUGAAUGUUACUCUAGAGGAUAUGCAUACAGAAUUCACCCAAUUAAUCUAUGGCGUCUUUGGAGAUCCACCAGAAAUGAAUGUUAAGUACGUAAUUAAAUUAAAAAAGGUAGAAAUUCUAAGAUAUUUUUCAAAUUAA
This is a messenger RNA of Mytilus californianus (California mussel), 1268 nucleotides long. RefSeq names its product sperm receptor for egg jelly-like. The transcript has 2 exons. NCBI's taxonomy places the organism in Eukaryota, Metazoa, Mollusca, Bivalvia, Mytilida, Mytilidae. The coding region runs from base 18 to 1268 and encodes 416 amino acids. The record is from RefSeq and is a predicted model, not a curated record.